AUGAAUGUAAACGCACAUAAAACCCACACGGGGGUUGGUCCCAUUCCAACCGUCGUCCCCACAUCAACCACUUACCAAGUCGUCGGCCAUGGCGGACUGCGUGCUCUCUGGGUCGUCUUCGGGAUUAUGGUCAUCGCGUCCGCUAUCUUCGCUCUACGGUCCUCUAACAUUAUCAUCUCCCGCCGAUUGUACCAUGUUAUUACUACCUUGACCACCAUUAUUUCCGCUCUUUCAUACUUCGCCAUGGCAUCAGGCCAUGCCACGGCCUUCAACUGCCAAACGAUAAGAGAAGGUCAUAAGCAUGUACCUGAUAUCCGUCGCCAUGUUUGUCGCGAGGUAUUUUGGGCUCGUUUUGUUGAUUGGAGCUUGUCAAUUCCCCUCUUGUUGCUGGAGCUCUGCCUUCUCGCUGGGAUUGAUGGCGCUCGCACUUUAAUGGCUAUUGUGGCUGUUCUUGUUAUGGUCUUGUCGGGGCUCUUUGCGGCCUUCGGCCGUGAUAAUACCGCGCAGACAUGGGGGUGGUUCGCGAUUGCAUGCGUUUCUUAUAUGUUUGUCAUCUGGUAUGUCGCAGUUCAUGGUUCUAAGACGGUGGACGCCAAGGGUGCCAAGGUCACCAAGCUUUUUAGUUCCAUGGCCACCUUUAUUCUGAUCCUCUGGACGAUUUACCCAAUGUAG
Messenger RNA from Fusarium falciforme, 672 nucleotides. RefSeq lists its product as hypothetical. The record is from RefSeq and is a predicted model, not a curated record. Bases 1 to 672 code for a protein of 223 amino acids. The transcript has 2 exons. NCBI's taxonomy places the organism in Eukaryota, Fungi, Ascomycota, Sordariomycetes, Hypocreales, Nectriaceae. Gene Ontology annotation, cellular component: plasma membrane; endoplasmic reticulum.